Pyrus x bretschneideri (Chinese white pear) is the source of this 820-nucleotide messenger RNA. RefSeq lists its product as uncharacterized. The transcript has 3 exons. NCBI's taxonomy places the organism in Eukaryota, Viridiplantae, Streptophyta, Magnoliopsida, Rosales, Rosaceae. The record is from RefSeq and is a predicted model, not a curated record. Bases 213 to 551 code for a protein of 112 amino acids.
GACGAAGACUAUACAAGCCUUUAUCUUUAUCUCCUAUGUCACUAUAGCCUAUAGGGAUAAAACAACAAAAAGGAGGAAAAUAAAGAAGAAUAAAAGCUCUAAUUAAAGUACAAGUUGCCAUGCGUACUCACUCUAUAUAAACCUCAGACUUUUGGUCUCACUCAGAAACCCACGCGCAGUUAGUAAACUGAUCACUCUAAAUUACAAAGAACAUGGCUCGAAUUGUGCGUGGUUUCAUCGUCAUGCUAAAAACCAACAUCGUCGAAAUUCCUAGUUGCGAGACCUACCGGCAUCGACCCGGGAAUAUACUGCAGAUCACGCAUCCCAACCGUAUGCACGCCAGCAGGAGGAAUAUUAGUCGCUCAAGAAUAUGUGAAGAUAGCAAGCCCAUCAGCAAAGGGGGCGGUGGGAAAAUCAAUGGGACGACGACGUUGAAACAGCAGGAUGUUUCUGAUGAUGAAAUCAGCAGCUCAAAGACUGAUCAGAACGAUGGCAAGCAAAGUAACGGAGAUACAAAAGCUACAACAGAAAAGACUGGCUCUACCGGUUGACUAAUUAUAAAUUUACGCUUUUUAAUUAAGAGAUAAGCUGUGUGAUGUGGAUUCUAUAUGAUGGAAUAAGUCUUCUCUCCCUCUUUCUUAGAUAUUUGUGUUUGUGUUUGUGUUCGUGGGUGUGAUUUCGUUACUGUAACUGCUUUAUUUCCAGACAUGUAUAAUAAAUAAUCAAUAUUGUUAAGUGCUUUAUGUAAUGGCGGAGCCAAAAGUAUUUCAUAAUUAGCGUCUCACAAAUAUAUAUUAAGAUUUUUUUCCUUUCAAUUCAA